AUGGGAGGCAGGUGCAAGAUGCUGGUAGCGUUGAUGCUGGCAACCGUGGCGCUGCUGAGUGUUCCGACGUCAGCCGAGUGUCCCAAUGCCUGUUCAGGUAACGGAGCGUGCAUGGCCAAGGAUAUGUGCAACUGCUACAAGAACUACGAGGGCAACGACUGCCUGGACCGCACGUGUCAAUUCGGCUAUGCCCACGCCGACACGCCCAAAGGUGACAUUGAUUACGAUCAGGUGCGUAAUACGGCCGGUUGGAUUCUCAAGGAUUCGCAGCAGUUUCCUGCAGAGACGUACGAGUACUUUAGCCCGGAUGCCAUCGCCAGUGAAGCCCAUUUCUACAUGGAGUGCUCCAACAAGGGUCUGUGUGAUCGAACGUUGGGGACGUGCGUGUGCUUUGACGGAUAUGAAGGUGUGGCUUGCCAGCGUGCAGCGUGUCCUAACAAGUGCAGUGGUCGUGGUACGUGUGAGAGUAUAAGCGAGUUGGGACUCAAGGCUCCGGGCACACUCGUCGGGAAUCCGGAUAAUGUGAGCCCGGUUACCUAUGACUUAUGGGACAGCAAAGUCACUUACGGUUGUCGCUGUGAUCCGUGGUAUCACGGUGCUGACUGCUCGCUGCGAUCAUGCAAAAUUGGUGUGGAUCCAAUGUUCCUUUCAGUGGGCACAGCAACGUACGAGGCUUUUGUACUCCACGUGUACACUACGGGCACCUUCACGGCUGAUACAGCAGGAGUCCCACCAGACAACUACGUUCGCCUUCGCCUCUUCGAUUAUCAUGGCGAGUCCUACCUUACUGAAGCAAUUCCGAUUCUGAACGAUGUAAGCGAUACCGUCAAAGCAGAUUCCAACGCUGCUGCCGUGGCUGCGACCAUUAAACGAAUCCCGAAUCAGACCUUCCGUAACGUGCUCUGUGAGCGUAUCGGCAAGACAAAUGGCGAUCUGGAUGGCUAUGUUAUAGCUGCUCGAGCGACGAGUAAAGGUCUGUCAGUUAUCUGUCAGUUCAUUGAUAACCCUGGUCGAUUGCGGCAGCUGGAAGUGGCUGCGUAUGGCUUUAAGGGCAUCACCGAUCCGGCCACUAAAACUUACAAGGUGAUUACGGUCGAGGAAGGAUUCGACAAGGAAUGGUUUACAAUGCAAUCGGAUAUGACCGUGACCGAUAUUGAUGUCACCCUAAAAAUUCUCACAGUGAGUAAACCUGGCGCGGCAACAACAGAAGCAAUUACGUUGUUCAAGCUUGGGUCAUUUAUUGUGGUAGGGGCACUCACUGCGGUUGACAAGAUCACGAUCACCUAUCCGAUCAAGCACACACUUCCAUCAACCGUUGCCCGCUUCAAUACUGACCCCCUCUCGGGGUUUGCGGUUACUGAGCUCACAGUCGCCACUGGUGGAGUUGCCGUGGGAGCUACAAUAGUAACAGUGACAGCGGACCCUGGAUCAUUUACUGGAAAGACCCUGUUUUUCGAGAACCAAUUCUACAAAGUAGUGAGUGUAGUUGCUGCUACCUCCCCUAAUUUUGACAUGACGCUGGACAGAGCUUUCACGGGAAACUCUUUUGACGGCGGUGCCAACACCAUUCUGAAAGCCUACAAAGUGACUCCACCGGAUAAAGCUUAUCAGUACAACUACGUCUCGCAAUGCUCAGGCCGCGGCAUCUGUGACACCCAAAUUGGAGUCUGCGACUGUUUCAAGGGCUACACCAACGACAAUUGUGACACACAGAGCAUAUUGGCGCUGUAG
Phytophthora infestans T30-4 is the source of this 1731-nucleotide messenger RNA. RefSeq lists its product as uncharacterized. The record is from RefSeq and is a predicted model, not a curated record. The coding region runs from base 1 to 1731 and encodes 576 amino acids. The transcript has a single exon. Lineage: Eukaryota; Oomycota; Peronosporomycetes; Peronosporales; Peronosporaceae.